UGUAUUGCGAUUCACAAAGACGGAGGGGUAGACAUGCGGUGUCCGUGUGACAGGAAGGCAGACUCUGGAUUCUCAGCUGUUUCAACGGCAGAGGAAGUCACGCAGGGAAUAGAUGGGACCGGUCUCACCGCCAUCGUUACCGGAGCAUCAAGUGGAAUUGGUGCUGAAACAUGCAGGGUUCUCACGUUGCGUGGUGUGCAUGUCGUAAUGGCAGUCAGGAACCUAUCAACCGGUUCUGCUGUCAAAGAGGCAAUCAUGAAAGAAAUUCCUACCGCUAAAGUGGAUGUCAUGGAACUUGACCUCAGCUUGAUGGCAUCUGUUAGAAAAUUUGCAGAAAAUUUCAAUAUGCUGAAUCUCCCACUGAACAUUCUGAUCAACAAUGCAGGAAUUGCGUUGGUUCCAUUCAUGCGUUCCCGGGAUGGCAUUGAGCUGCAUUUUGCAACAAACUACUUAGGUCAUUUUCUUUUGACAAAUCUUUUAUUGGAAAACAUGAGAAUUACAGCCCGUAAUAGUGGCAUAGAAGGAAGAAUUGUUAUUGUCUCUUCUGUAGCUUACAAGGCUACGUAUCGUGAAGGAAUUCGUUUUGACAAAAUCAAUGAGAAGUCAGGGUACUAUGAUUUUCGUGCUUAUGGACAAUCAAAGCUUGCCAACAUACUGCAUGCUCGUGAGCUUUCUAACCAUCUUAAGGAAAAAGAUAUAGGAGUUACAGUUAAUUCACUUCAUCCAGGGGUCAUUACCACCAAUAUAUUGCGGCAUCGGAGUUUCUGGAAUGGUAUAUUACCGUCUUUUUAA
Molecule: messenger RNA, 792 nt
Organism: Elaeis guineensis (African oil palm)
Lineage: Eukaryota; Viridiplantae; Streptophyta; Magnoliopsida; Arecales; Arecaceae
Source: RefSeq, a predicted model, not a curated record